ACUUCUUCACACAGAGAAAACUGUGACCCAUCCAACAAUCCUUGAAAGAGAAACCCAAGCAAAAUUAAAAAGAUAGAAUGUGAAUGUUGUCUUAAGUUUCUAUCAUCUAUUUUUCAUGUAAUUUUAAUUUUAUUUAUUUAUUGAAUGGUCUAUAAUAACUUGCCUUCUAGCUAGCUCUCCCUUCUUUCUAUUCUAUUUGUUUUCUUUGUCUUUCCUUCAAACCUCUUAACACUUCUCUUGUGUCACCUUAUCCUCCUAUCCUCCUAUCUUUCCUCGUCUCGUGUCGAUUCGACUACCGCCUUUUCAUCACUUCUUUUCAAGUAUACAUUUAUAUAUCCUCUACAUAAUUUGAAUGAACUAGAGUUUCAUGCAAGGUUUUUGUUUGUAAUUUCCAAACAAAUAAGUAUUCUUUUAGUUCAUUAAUUAUUGAUUGAAUUAUAUAUUGUGACUUUGUGAGAGUUUGAAGAAAUAAAAAGGUGGUUAAGAAAUGGCUCCAAAGGCUAGUAAGGCUAAGCAAAACAAGGUUAAAGGAGAGAAGAAGAAGAAGGAGGAAAAAGUUUUACCAACAGUAAUUGAAGUAACGGUUGACACACCAAACGACGGUCGAGUUACUCUUAAGGGGAUAUCUACUGAUAAGAUUUUGGAUGUGAGAAAGUUGUUGGCUGUGCAUUUUGAGACAUGUCAUUUGACCAAUUAUUCUCUAUCUCACGAGGUGAGGGGACCAAAGCUCAAAGAUACGGUGGAGAUCUUUUCCCUCAAGCCUUGCCAUCUCACCAUCUGUGAAGCAGAGGACUACACCGAAAACGACGCCGUCGUACAUGUCAGGCGGCUGCUGGACAUUGUGGCAUGCACCACAGCGUUUGGGCCGAAACUGGCCCGGAAAGAACCCGGCUCGACGAAAGAUGAGGGAGAAUCGGAAAGUGAGAAGAAAUAUGAGGUGGCGGCAGCGGCGGCGGGAGGAGAGAAGGGAGAGGUUAAUAUGUGUCCGCCACCGCAGUUGGGGCAGUUUUACGACUUCUUCUCUUUCGCUAAUUUGACUCCUCCUAUUCAAUAUAUUAGAAGAUCUAAUCGCCCAUUCCUUGAGGACAAAACAGAAGAUGAUUUUUUUCAAAUCGAUGUCCGGGUUUGUAGUGGAAAGCCUAUGACAAUUGUCGCCUCAAGAGAAGGAUUCUAUCCUUCAGGGCGCCGACAACUCCGUUGUCACUCAUUGAUUGGCCUACUGCAGCAAAUUAGCCGCGUGUUUGAUGCGGCAUACAAGGCUCUUAUGAAAGCUUUUACGGAACAUAACAAGUUUGGCAACCUACCUUAUGGUUUUCGCGCAAACACAUGGGUUGUCCCUCCAGUGGUUAAUGAUAACCCUUCUGUUUUCCCACCUCUUCCUGUGGAAGAUGAGAACUGGGGAGGAAAUGGAGGUGGCCAAGGAAGAGAUGGUAAGCAUGACCGCAGAAAAUGGGCAAGAGAGUUUGCAAUCUUGGCAGCAAUGCCUUGCAAAACAGCAGAGGAGAGGCAAGUACGAGACAGGAAAGCUUUCCUCCUCCAUAGUUUAUUUGUCGACGUUUCCGUCUUUAAAGCUGUUGCUGCUAUUAAGAAUAUCAUCCAAAGCAAUCCCAGCUCUCCUGUUGAGGUACAUGAGGAACAAAUUGGAGAUUUGCUAAUUACGGUAACAAAAGAUGUAGCUGAUGCUAGUAAGAAGUUGGACUGCAAGAAUGAUGGUAGCCAAGUUCUUGGAUUGCCCCAAGUGGAGCUUGCCCGUAGAAAUUUAAUUAAGGGAAUAACUGCUGAUGAAAGUGCUACAGUUCAUGACACUCCUACACUGGCUGUUGUGGUUGUUAGACAUUGUGGCUACACAGCUGUUGUGAAAGCUUCUGGUGAGGUAAACUGGGAAGGAAAACCUAUUCCCCAAGACAUCGAGAUUGAGGACCAACCUGAAGGUGGUGCCAAUGCUUUGAAUGUAAAUAGUUUGAGAAUGCUGUUGCACAAGCCAUUAUCUUCACCAUCUACUUCUGCUCCACGAUCACAAAGUACCGACCUUGAAGAACUGCGUUCUGGUAGGUCUUUGGUCAGGAAAGUGAUUGCUGAGAGUAUAUUGAAGUUAGAGGCAGAAAAUACUAAAUCUGUGAAGCCCAUAAGGUGGGAGCUUGGUGCUUGUUGGGUACAACAUUUGCAAAAUCAGGCUUCAGGAAAAGCAGAGUCCAAGAAUGCUGAGGAGGCUAAGGUUGAGCCAGCUGUAAAGGGUCUUGGGAAGCAAGGAGGACUACUGAAGGAAAUUAAAAAGAGAAUUGAUGAAAAGCACGGUAAAGAAGUUGGUACAGAUAAUGGACUAGACAUGAGUAAGAAAUCAGAUGCAGCUGAUCCAAAGGAGCUAGAGAAACUUGAUGCGGAGAGAGAAAGCCUAUGGAGGAAGUUAAUAUCUGAAGCAGCUUAUUUACGUUUGAAAGAAUCAGAAACUGGUCUUCAUUUAAAGGCCCCUGAUGAACUUAUUGAAAUGGCACAUAAAUACUAUGCUGAUACAGCCCUCCCGAAACUGGUGUCAGAUUUUGCCUCUCUGGAACUUUCUCCAGUCGAUGGAAGGACACUAACUGAUUUUAUGCAUACAAGGGGCCUGAAGAUGUGUUCUUUAGGACAAGUGGUUGAACUUGCCGACAAACUCCCACAUGUACAGUCAUUGUGUGUGCAUGAAAUGAUUAUUCGAGCCUAUAAGCAUGUAUUGCAAGCUGUGGUUGCGGCAGUGAAUGAUGCUGCUGAAUUGUCGGGUGCAAUAGCAGCAUGCUUAAAUGUGUUGCUUGGAUCACCAUCAUCUGAGAAUGCUGAUGAAGAAACUGUCAAUGAUGAUAACCUGAAACAGAAAUGGCUGGAAACAUUUCUUUUGAAGAGGUUUGGUUGGCAGUGGAAACAAGAAAUCUGCCAAGAUCUUAGAAAGUUUGCCAUCCUCCGCGGGAUUAGCCAUAAGGUUGGACUUGAGCUCAUUCCAAGAGACUAUGAAGUGGACACCACCUGUCCAUUUCGGAAGUCGGACAUCAUAAGCAUGAUUCCAGUUUAUAAGCAUGUCGCUUGUUCUUCUGCUGAUGGGCGUACACUCUUAGAGUCAUCAAAAACUUCCUUGGACAAAGGCAAAUUGGAAGAUGCUGUCAACUACGGGACUAAGGCACUCUCCAAGCUUGUUUCCGUUUGUGGUCCUUAUCAUCGCAUGACAGCCGGAGCAUAUAGUCUUUUAGCUGUAGUGCUCUACCAUACAGGAGAUUUCAAUCAGGCUACCAUUUACCAGCAAAAGGCAUUGGACAUCAAUGAAAGAGAGCUUGGACUUGAUCAUCCUGACACAAUGAAGAGUUAUGGAGAUUUGGCCGUGUUCUAUUAUCGUCUUCAGCAUACAGAACUGGCCCUAAAGUAUGUCAAUCGUGCACUAUAUCUCUUGCAUCUAACUUGUGGUCCUUCUCAUCCAAACACUGCUGCCACAUAUAUUAAUGUGGCAAUGAUGGAAGAAGGUUUGGGGAACGUUCAUGUUGCAUUGAGAUAUCUUCAUGAGGCUCUAAAGUGCAACCAGAGACUGCUUGGAGCUGAUCAUAUCCAGACUGCAGCGAGUUAUCAUGCCAUUGCAAUUGCUCUAUCUUUGAUGGAAGCUUACUCCUUAAGUGUUCAGCAUGAGCAGACCACUCUGCAAAUUCUGCAGGCAAAACUCGGAUCAGAAGACUUAAGAACUCAGGAUGCGGCCGCCUGGCUUGAAUAUUUUGAAUCUAAGGCACUAGAGCAGCAAGAAGCUGCUCGCAAUGGCACCCCAAAGCCAGAUGCCUCCAUUUCCAGCAAAGGCCACUUGAGUGUAUCAGAUCUUCUGGACUAUAUAACCCCAGAAGAAGAACUAAGAGCAAGAGAAGCCCAAAGGAAACUAGCUCGUGCAAAGGUCAAGAACAAAACUGAGCAAACCUGCGAAACGGUUGAAGAUGAAUCGCCCAAGGAUGAAAAUAUAUCAACGAGCUAUAAACCUGAGAGCAUCAGUGACAAAGAAAACAAAUCUGAACCUAUUCUUGUUGAGCCUGCACAUGAGAAAGAAGAUAAUUUGAGUGUCCAAACAGUCACCGUCCUGAACGGUGAUCUAUCACAAGAUGACAAUUCAGAUGAAGGAUGGCAAGAAGCUGUUCCUAAAGGCCGGUCAGCCACAGGCCGCAAGCCUUCUACUUCAAGGAGGCCAAGCCUAGCAAAACUCAAUACAAAUUUCGUGAACCAACAACAGCCACGAUACCGAGGGAAGGCUGCAAAUUUUACAUCCCCACGAACUCCAUCAAAUGAGUCUACUGUUAUUAGUCCAUCAGUCCCGAAAAAGUUUUCCAAGAGUACAAGCUUUAGUCCAAAGCAGAAUAACACCACAACCACCUCAGCUGCUGCAACAACUGAGAAAGUAGUGAAUAUCAAGUCUGCACCAACUAGUCCAGCUUUGGUUGAGCAAGUUCCCAAGUCAUCUCCUCUUGCAAGUUCAGUUAAUGUUCAGACAGCUGGAAAGAUGUUCUCCUACAAAGAGGUUGCUCUUGCCCCACCUGGAACAAUCGUGAAGGCAGUUGCAGAACAAUCAACUAAGGAGGAAAACACUAGUUCAGAAUCAGCUCAAUCUGAAGAAAAAGCACCAGUUAAGGUUUCAGAGAAAGAAACAACUCAGAAACCGAAGGAUGAGAAAUUGGAAGAAACUACCAGUAAUGAAGAAAGAAAAUCUGGAGAUGAGCCAGAAAAGGUACUACCAAAUGAAGUUAAAACCAGUCCGAUCAAGGAUACAACAAAGACUGAGAUCCAAACAAGUGCUGAAGUUGGAAGUUUGAGUACCUUAUUGACCUCAGAUCUGAAGGAUGGUGAAGUUGUGGAAAAGAGAGAAACUGAAACUAUCCAAGUCUCGGAAUCAAGUGGAAAGGAUGCUGAAUUGACAGUGGAAAGCAGUGGAAUUCCUUCUCCAACAGAAGGGGAGAAACAUGAAGGAGAAGAAGGUGGGAAGGAAUCAACCAAGAAACUUUCUGCAUCAGCUCCCCCGUAUAAUCCAUCAAUAAUACCAGUUUUUGGGUCUGUUCCAGUACAAGGUUUCAAAGACCAUGUUGGAUUACUACCUCCACCUGUAAAUAUAACAUCUAUGAUGGCAGUUAGUCCUGUCCGUAGAUCACCCCAUCAAUCAGCUACUGCAAGAGUUCCUUAUGGUCCACGGUUAUCUGGAAGUUAUAACAGGUCUGGGAACAGGGGUGUCCGCCUCAAACCUGGAAUUCACAACGGAGAACAUAUUGGGGAUGUAAACCACUUCAAUCCUGCUUUAAUCAUGAACCCACAUGCGACAGAGUUUGUUCCUGUUCCAUCGUGGCUUCCGAAUGGAUACCCGGUAACCUCAAAUGGUUAUAUGGUUCCACCAAAUGGGAUGCCAAUGUCCCCAAAUGGUUAUGCUACUAUGUCUCCAAAUGGUGUUGCUACAUCACCUAACGGUUACCUGCCCUCCUUAAAUGGCAUUCCAGAGGCUCAACAUGGGUUCCCAGGAUCUCCUGAUGGUUCCCUGGAGUCUGCUGAUGCUGCAGCUGUUGCUCAAAACAAUGAUCAGAUUGUGACUCAAGAAAUAUCAAAGAACUCUCCGAUAGAAACUGCUGCCGAAGUCAAUAUUCAGGUUAUGACUGAAGAAAAGUUGGAGUACUCUUCGUCAGAAACUGCUGUUGAAAACGUCGAUCAGGUUGUGACUGAAGAAAAGUCAGAAAACACUUUGUUAGGAACUGCUGCUGAAACAAAAGACCAGGUUGUGACUGAAGAAUAUUCAGAGAACUCUUCACUCGAAACAACUGCCUCUGAUAAGCAAGGAGAACAAGAAAAAACAGCAGAUGUGAAUGGUACAACUGCGACUGAAGAGUCUCCUGUUGCAGAAGCAGCUCUAUCUGAUAUAGUUGAGGAAAAAUCCAGUAAAACUUUGGGAGAUAACAGUGACAACCAAGUUGAAAUUGUUGAGGUUACUAGUUGAACGAGAUAGGUUUGUUGAUAGAGGAAUUCUGCCACCACAUUCAACAGCUCCGUGAUGUGCAGCAGCCGUCUAACAGGUGAGUGAAUCAAUAGGAGCAUAUUUUGACAAAGCAGUAUGCUUUUGGUUCAGAUCUGACUUGAUUAUGUAAAGCAUACAUUAAUACAGCUGCUUUUGACUUAUACUCAAAGUAGUGUAUAGUGUAUACCAAGUGUUUCAAGUUAAUGAGCAUGCAUGCUUGCAAUGGAGGUUCAACCAUGGCGGCUAUGGGACUAUGGACCGCGCCAUAUUUAUGCUAGUUAAUACAAAUUAUUCAAUGUAGUACCAUUCGUGUAAUAUUUUGUUGAUAGAGAUUGUUUAACGUACAAGUAGAGAACAAGAUAGAGCUGGGAUAGAGUUUUUUUUUUUUUUUUUCUUUUUUCUUUUUUCUUUUUUUUGCAAUUUUGCAUUGAUUAUUUAUUUUUCUUCCCUUUUUGAGCCUCUGUGAAAGACCUCUUAACAGUAAUAAUAAGCAAUGCUGUGCUUUCAAUUGACCAAAACGUUUUCUA
This is a messenger RNA of Spinacia oleracea (spinach), 6510 nucleotides long. RefSeq names its product protein REDUCED CHLOROPLAST COVERAGE 2. Lineage: Eukaryota; Viridiplantae; Streptophyta; Magnoliopsida; Caryophyllales; Amaranthaceae. The transcript is spliced from 23 exons. Gene Ontology annotation, biological process: organelle organization. The record is from RefSeq and is a predicted model, not a curated record. Gene Ontology annotation, molecular function: protein binding. Bases 488 to 5965 code for a protein of 1825 amino acids. Gene Ontology annotation, cellular component: cytoplasm.